UGAAGCAGUAGCCUACCAAUGCGCAUCCAUGACCACAUAAAGCUCAAACAGACGCACAGUUUUAAGAGGAUUGUAUCCAGGAGUGACCAGUUCAUCACUUACACAGACACAAAAGCAGAAUGGACAUGCUGCCUGAUGUUUGGAGACAAGACUACUGGCUUCCUCCAGGUGUGACCUGGAUGGACAUGGACCAGCUGGCAAACUCUGACCGCCCAUUACCCCAGGACCUCCUCAUAGCUCUGCCCCUCGCACUGGUCUUUGUCGCAUUACGUUACCUGUUUGAGAGGUAUUUAGCCCCACCCAUGGGCAGAUGUUUGGGGGUAAAGAAAAGAAUGCAAGUGGCUGCAGCCCCCACCCCAAAGCUAGAGUCAUUUUACACCCAAAGGAGCCGGCAGCCAACACAGAGUGAAAUCGUAAGUUUGAUGUUACAUUGUGGAAAAACUCAGAGGCAGAUCGAGACCUGGUUCAGACUUCGCAGGAACCAAGACAGACCGUGUCAAACCAAGAAGUUUGGUGAGGCUGCCUGGAGGUUCUUUUUCUACCUCACAGCCUUCAUAACAGGACUGGCCUGUUUGAUUGAUACGCCGUGGUUUUGGGACCGCAGGGAAUGUUGGAAGGGCUACCCAGUUCAGCCCAUGGAGAGAGCUCAUUACUGGUACUACAUGCUAGAGUUGGGUUUUUACGGCUCUUUGCUCCUCCGGAUCUCUGUGGACAUCAAGAGGAAAGAUUUUAAAGAACAGGUUAUUCAUCAUCUGGCCACCAUCUUUCUGCUCAGUUUCUCUUACUGUGCCAACUACAUUCGCAUCGGCACCUUGGUCAUGCUGCUUCAUGACUCCUCAGACAUCCUGCUAGAGUCUGCCAAAAUGUUCAACUACGGCUCUGGCUGGAGGAAAGCAUGUGACUCUCUGUUUGUUGUGUUUGCUGUUGUCUUCCUCGUGACUCGACUGGUGAUUUUUCCCAGCAAAAUCAUCCAUACUACCCUGGUGCUGUCUGUGGAGGUGUUUGAACCUUUUGUUGGCUACUACCUUUUCAAUGUCCUGCUGAUGGUGCUUCAGGCUCUUCACAUCUUCUGGGCCGGUUUAAUUUUACGCAUGGUAUACAAGUUCCUGAAAGGCAAGCUGGAAAAAGAUGAACGCAGCGAUGAAGAAAGUGAGGAUGUAGAGGAUGAAGAGGAUGGUAAAGGAGAAGAGGACAAUAUGGAUCAAGGAGGCGAUUAUUGUUGGGAGAAAAGCAAAGACACCCUGAACUCCAAACUUUCUAUGCUGACCAAUAGUUGUGUCCUUAAUAACCUGACCAACCACAGGGCAUCAACAGCUUACAGGAUGCGAAAAGCUCAGUAAAGUCGAUUUAAAAAAAAGUUUUACUUUCUCAAAACUGAAACAGAGGUGCCUUUCAUGUUGAGGGGAUGGAAUAUUUUACCUCCUGUGCUACAUUUUCUGUAUGAGAUGACGUCUAAUUUUUACUGAGAGAGGAGUUAGAUGAGUAAAGCUGUGAGAGUCUAAUCAUUAGUCCUUGUAGAAUGCUGACACAGCAGAAGAAAGUUUCAAUCUAUUGAUGUCUGGAUUGUGGGACCAGCAGGCUUCUGAUUCCCACCUCUUCUAUUCAUCCCAAGGGGGACUUGAACCUGCAACCUCUGGCUCAGGAGGACAGUGCCACUGAGGCUGGUGCACUUGAGUCACUGUUUGGAAGUAGUAACACUGACUGUGUUCAAUCUAAGGUCACAUUUCUAUGAUGAUUUUCUUCAUCAUAGCUUACACUGCAGACUGUUUACACUGCUGACGGUUCAGACACGUCACAAAGCACGUUUGAAAACCCUAAAAAAAAAAGAAAGAUAUUAACUAGGUAGUUAAUUUUACACUGUGUGGAUGCAUAUAGUUGUUGGAUAUCGUACAAUACAUUUAAAUAAAUUCCUUGUACUACU
This is a messenger RNA of Notolabrus celidotus (New Zealand spotty), 1921 nucleotides long. RefSeq names its product ceramide synthase 2-like. The coding region runs from base 120 to 1340 and encodes 406 amino acids. The transcript has 11 exons. Lineage: Eukaryota; Metazoa; Chordata; Actinopteri; Labriformes; Labridae. Gene Ontology annotation, molecular function: sphingosine N-acyltransferase activity; DNA binding. Gene Ontology annotation, biological process: ceramide biosynthetic process. Gene Ontology annotation, cellular component: membrane. The record is from RefSeq and is a predicted model, not a curated record.